AAUGAUGCAUACACAAACCAGAGACGGAGGGGGAGAGAGAGAGAACGUGGAGAGCUGGAGGGGACAAGAGAGAGAAAGGUGGGGACCCAUCCACCGCCCAUAUGCACGCAGCCUUACCAAAACCAAACCCAUCUAUCUAUCUAUCUAUCUGUGAUCGAUCUAUUCCUCAAUCUAACCCUAACCCAAAUCCAAAAAUAUACUUGCUUACCUUCUCUCUAGCUACCCGAAAAAACACAGUACUUUCCAUCUCUCCCAAGCUCUUACCAACUAAACCAACAUAAACUUAGCUAUAACACUUCUACACAAACACUACAGCUUGUUGAAAGAUCAAUAGAUGGAGAAUCCAGCUCAGGAUUUGAUGGGUUACACCAAAAAUCCACUCAUCUUUCUCCUUUCUGAACCAGCUGGUGAGUGCUAGCUUAUAAUAGCAUCUGGUUCUUCUAAUUACUUGCUUCAUUGGACUAUCAAAAGAAGCCAGAAAAAAAGAAACCACCCCGCCACCCAAUAGUCUUCCGUCCUAUUAUUUUAUCCCCUUUCUUCUUCCACUAGCGGCCCUCUUUCUUGAAUCUUUAGUAUUACUACCUAGCUAGCUAGUGUUUCCAUUUGCUGGGUUUAAUUUUCUAGCUAGCCACUUAUAUUUUUUUCGUAUGUGAACCAUUUCUUUUAGAUAUAUAUUUACUAUUACUAAAAAAGAAAGUCAUAAAGUUAAAAACAAGAAAGACUCUUAUGGAUCCAGUAACGGCUCAUGGCCAUUCUCUUCCACCUCCUUUUCACACACGAGACUUCCAAUUACACCACCAGCAGCAACAGCAGCACCAAUUUCAUCACCAACAACAGCAGAAUUCAGAAGAUGAGCAGAGUGGGAGUAGCAGUGGGCUAAACAAGUCCCUGAAACGAGAGCGAGACGAAAGUAACAAUAGCAUGGGCAACAGAGAAGGCCAAGAACUCAUAACUUCAGGAGAUGGAGAUGGAGAGAUCACAAGAAGACCACGAGGCAGACCUGCCGGAUCCAAGAACAAGCCUAAGCCCCCAAUUAUCAUCACACGGGAUAGCGCAAACGCUCUACGCACUCACUUGAUGGAGGUUGCUGAUGGAUGUGAUAUUGUUGAGAGUGUUGCUACAUUUGCUAGGAGGAGACAACGAGGGGUUUGCAUUAUGAGUGGAACUGGAACGGUAACAAAUGUAACCCUUAGGCAACCAGCUUCACCAGGUGCAAUUGUGACUUUACAUGGUCGAUUUGAGAUAUUGUCACUAGCUGGAUCAUUUUUGCCACCCCCAGCUCCACCCGCAGCUACUGGCUUGACCAUAUAUUUAGCUGGUGGACAAGGGCAAGUUGUGGGUGGGAGUGUUGUUGGUACACUGACUGCUUCAGGUCCAGUUGUGAUUAUGGCAGCCUCAUUUAGCAAUGCUGCUUAUGAGAGGCUCCCUCUAGAAGAGGAGGAUCCACAAAUGCCUAUGCAAGGGGGUGGAAUGGGGUCACCAGGAGGAGUGGGGCAGCAGCAGCAGCAGCCACAGCAACAUCAGGUUAUGGCGGAGCAAAACGCGCAACUAUUUCAUGGAUUGCCUCCUAAUCUUCUCAAUUCUAUUCAAUUACCAGCUGAGGCGUAUUGGGCCACCGGUCGACCACCAUACUAACAAAAGAUAGAUCCAACGCCAUGUCAAUUAGUUCAGUUUCCCACGAUGAUCACUUGCAGCUUACCAAAGAGAUGACAGGCUUUGUAGCUAGGGAAUUUGGGUUGUUACUUGAGCAUUUUCAGGUUUUGUUAUUUCUUUUUUUUUUUCCUUUAGUUGUUGUUACUUUGCAUUUGAUAAUUAGCUUAAUUAUAUGCCUGAUUGAUGAUUGAAGGACUGUAAAUUUUAAGAUCUUUAUUGCUUUUGGGUAUGAUUUCAUGUUAAUAAGUGA
This is a messenger RNA of Populus nigra (black poplar), 1903 nucleotides long. RefSeq names its product AT-hook motif nuclear-localized protein 26. Gene Ontology annotation, biological process: vegetative to reproductive phase transition of meristem. Gene Ontology annotation, cellular component: nucleus. The coding region runs from base 727 to 1635 and encodes 302 amino acids. Lineage: Eukaryota; Viridiplantae; Streptophyta; Magnoliopsida; Malpighiales; Salicaceae. Gene Ontology annotation, molecular function: minor groove of adenine-thymine-rich DNA binding; DNA-binding transcription factor activity. The record is from RefSeq and is a predicted model, not a curated record. The transcript has a single exon.